CUCAGACAUCCUGAUUUCACUGACUGCAGGGAGAAAAUAUUGAGGGGACCAUUAAAGGCAUUUAUUGAAUGUAGAGCUGAGUCCAGCUGUAAAAAGUAAAUGUGUAUUUUACCUUGAGUAUUUUAUUUUGAUACAGUUUUCUUUCAGAGGGAGGUCUGGUACUUUUUACAGCACCACAUGAGUUUCUGUCACAGCUACAGAUACUCCACAGAGACAGAGUCGCAUAUCUGACACUGAGUCUCUGUUGGGCAGGAAAAGACUCCAUGUUUGUUUGUGAGUUUUCCUCAGAGCAGGUACACACAGAGAAACAUGUCCAGGAUCUGUAUUCACAAACUGUCUUCAUACUAAAAGUUUCUGUGAAAUUCUCAUAAAAAAUGUUAACAGACCUCAGGCGAAAACCUGCUAGGAGUAAUAAUGAGGAUGACUUUAAGAGUGUGAGGGGUGUUUGUUAGACAAGAAAAUGGUGGAAAGACAAACUGUGUGGUGCUGAAGAACAGCACAACAACACUUUUUACUUCCUCCAUCUGAGGAAGUAGAAAUUAAUAAGUUUGAAUUCAGACAUCACUGAAGUUUAUUUUAAUCCACGAGAAAACCACUGCCUUUGUUCUUUAUCUGAACAUAUGUGACCUUUUAUGAUUCCAUCUUUAUUACACUGUUUUUACAAAUGCAACACUUCAUGUUCCUGUUUCAAACAAAAGCGCUCUGCUUUAUUGGACAGAACACCAUUUAUUAAUCAUGCUUUUAUUGUUAAACACUGCAGCAACUCAAUGUAAAAAAACCAAAAAAACAAAACAAGCAAAAACUCUGAUAUAUAGUAGAAAAAAUACAAUAUGUAUCCCUGGCUGAGAUUUCAUGCUCUGAAAGCUCAUAACCCUUCAUGUUAACAGACGACCACUGGAAAAGAAAUGGAAAACCUAUCAAAAGUAUUAAAUAUAUACAAAAAAAUAAAAAAUAAAACCAGUGAUAAACUCAUCAUGUGAGAUUAUUACUGUACAUAUAGCUCUUUAGUUUAUAGAGCAAAGAUAUUUAUUCUGUCCAUUUUCACUAAGAUCACAUUUUUUUUAUUAUGCAGUCACACAUUUAUAAAGCUUCAUAUCUACCAACGGGGUCGUCCUCACAGUUUUAAAGUUUCAUCCCUUCCUGCUCAGAGUCUCUAAAGCUGGGGGUCCUGACUGAUGUUCAUUAGGAGGUCUGAGAGGAUUUACAGGAUGAAUACAGGAUGUGAUCUUUGCUCUGUGACACGACAUGAAAGAGCUGAGAAGUCUCCCUGACCUUAGUUUGAUUUACAAUCCAAAGCAAAAGGUCAGAGGUCAAGUGGGUCAUCAGACUGUGCAGAGGAAACCUUUCUACACACCACAAAGGAAAAUCUAUAAAAUGGCACAGAGUUCAUUAUAUUUAAUGAACAAGCUUAGAACAAAUGCCUUUUUAUUCAUCCAACACUUUGACAGGAAUGAAUCACGGAUGAGACAGAUCGUGAGAGAGUUUCAGAGCAUGUCUAAUGAAGUAAAAGAAAUGCAAGGAAAAACUGACACAGCAAGAAAAGUGGGAGCUGUUACUGGAGGAAUCGGAACAGGAGCCAUCUUAGGUGGGCUCAUGUUAGCUCCAUUCACUGGAGGACUGAGUUUAGCUGUAGCUGGUGUUGGAGCUGCUACUGCUGUUGGAGGUGGAGCUACUGUUGUUGGAUCCAACAUAACAAAAAUGUGGUCGGAGAGUAGACGUGCAGAGAAAGUAGAAAUGUGGGGAGAAGAAUUUAUGAAAAAAGUUGAACCAAUGAAAAAGAAUCUGGAGGACAUAAAGAUGACGUGUGAAGACUUGGAGAAAAAAUCAGCUGAAGCUCAGGCUGAAAACACUGUGACUGAUGUGGAGGAGCUUCAGAGGACCCUCAGACGAGUGCCUCGCCUAAAAGAGAUGAGUUCAGGGCUUCUGUUUGAAACUGAAACCCUGCUGUCCUUUGUGGAUGGGCUGGUAAAGCUCAUCAAGCAAAUCUUCAGAUUCACUGCAACCCCUGAAGAGGAUAAAAAGUUAAGAGACAUCAUUAUCAACUCGGCUGAUCAGAGUCAGAAGAUCAUUGAGGGGUUUGAUAAGAUGAGAACAGAACUGAGAAAGUUUAAAAGAAAUGAAAGAAAGUAGAAAAGUCACCUCCACCCCUCCUCCUCCACCCUGUGAGCCUGUACUGUUCACACUAACAAAUAAUGUUUUAUGAAUACAGGAUCAUCAGACUGUGACCUGGACUGUAUGAAGGACUUGUGUAGUUUGAGUCUGAAGCUUCCUCAUGUCCUCCGUUCACAGACUGGAUGUUGUUGUAUAUCCAUGUAAAGCUGACCCACAGCAGCAUGAUGUCACAGAAGGUAACAGAGGUCAUAUAAAGAGGGUCCAUGUUCUCUGCUGAUUUCCAACAUUUGACUGUUUUUACUCCACAUUAACCUGAACUCUGAGAGACUCGCCGACUUUCUUUGUCCUGGCUGGAAAAUGUUUUUCAUUCAUGAGCUAAAAAGAUGAUUUCAUUAAUUUGGACAAACUCUGAUUAUAAAAUAAACCCGAGAAACUUCUUGAGCCCAGAAAUGAGCAACAAAAACUACCUGGUGGGAAAUUAUAAAUACAUCGUUAAAAUCACCUUCACAUGGAUUUAAAAAUAUACAUUAAAUGUUCAAAUGCUUUAGUAUGUGAAUAUAUGUUUGUGUAAAAUGCUGAUAAAGAACUGAAAGUGUGCUCAUCUACAAAUGUAUACAAAUAUUUGCAGAGUUCAACAUGUCUGAUAUACGCCCACCACCUUUCUUACCUUUAGACUGGUUUAUGAUGGGAUUUUAUGGUGUUUUAUUUAUUUUUUCUCUUCCGCGUGAAGCAGAGCUUUAGGAAUAAAAAAAAUAAUGAUGUUCAUGUUCCACACAGGAGUUUCAUGAACAGCCUCUGGGUGUUUCAUGUGGUUCAGUUCUGAUGAACGUUUUUAUU
Messenger RNA from Oreochromis niloticus (Nile tilapia), 2949 nucleotides. RefSeq lists its product as uncharacterized. The record is from RefSeq and is a predicted model, not a curated record. The coding region runs from base 1246 to 2130 and encodes 294 amino acids. Gene Ontology annotation, biological process: lipoprotein metabolic process; lipid transport. Gene Ontology annotation, molecular function: lipid binding. Gene Ontology annotation, cellular component: extracellular region; membrane. The transcript is spliced from 2 exons. Lineage: Eukaryota; Metazoa; Chordata; Actinopteri; Cichliformes; Cichlidae.